AGACCCAGCAGGCAUCGCCGCCAAGCAUGGCUACAUCUCAGGGGUCGGGAAUAGCUUCAUGGGCAUCUCAGGACGAGGAUUCCUGGUCUGAUCGCCUCAGGAAGCGCCAGGGAGCUCCAUAA
Molecule: messenger RNA, 122 nt
Organism: Penicillium arizonense
Lineage: Eukaryota; Fungi; Ascomycota; Eurotiomycetes; Eurotiales; Aspergillaceae
Exons: 1
Coding region: 27-122 (31 amino acids)
Source: RefSeq, a predicted model, not a curated record